Schizosaccharomyces japonicus yFS275 is the source of this 5592-nucleotide messenger RNA. RefSeq names its product helicase sen1. Bases 222 to 5381 code for a protein of 1719 amino acids. The record is from RefSeq and is a predicted model, not a curated record. Gene Ontology annotation, molecular function: helicase activity; 5'-3' DNA helicase activity; 5'-3' RNA helicase activity. Gene Ontology annotation, cellular component: chromosome; chromatin. Gene Ontology annotation, biological process: termination of RNA polymerase III transcription. The transcript is spliced from 2 exons. Lineage: Eukaryota; Fungi; Ascomycota; Schizosaccharomycetes; Schizosaccharomycetales; Schizosaccharomycetaceae.
GCAAGUACCAAGUGGUUCUUGGGGAAGGAGGUUGUUUAUACGAAAUAUAACUGUUAUUUGUUUGUUUAUAUAUGGUUUAACUGCAUACUUGGGUUUCUGCACUUCAUAGAGGGAUUCGUACUAUCAAUUUCAAUUUACGAAAACAUAUCAAACUAAAAUUGGGUCCAAAGCAAACAGGAACAUAUCUGUAAAAAAAAAUUAUACAAAAGACAAAAAGGAGGAUGUCUAUUGAAGAGUUGGAUUCAUUUGAACCAGCGUAUACGAAACUCUCCUCGUGUAACGAGUCGCAACACUGGUUUUGUGCGUGUCUUUUAAACCCGGAGCUGGAACAGGCCUUUACGUGGAUGGCCUAUGAUCCGACUCCAGCUACAGAAUGGGUGUUUCGGGGUAUUUCAGAGCGCCUGGAAAGUUGCACAGCUUGUGUCGACGCAUAUUACCAGUUACGUGACAGUGCUCUGAAUAAACUAGAUUCUACGUUCACCGGUGGUUCAGUGAACUCCCUGGCUACUCGCUGGAACGAUUGGGAUGUUCAACGUAUUCAGCUUUUAUUGCAAAAACUUGAUGGAGAGGAAGAGGCGGAAAACAGCGUCUUAUCUACUACUGUAUAUGAAGUUUUACGGAAUCCAGUGUUAUUCAGUAAUUCUGAAAUUAUAGAACGGACUGUUCCCCUUUUUGAUCGUUUGAAGGACUUGUGGGUCUCGAAAACGUUUCUGCUUGGCAUGCUUUGCUUCGCGUUUCUUGAGCGUCAUGACGAGUUGCGGCAAUGGUUUGCCGAUUUCGUUGGCAGGUGUGAUCCGUACACAUUAACUGACGUGGAUUUUGACUAUAUAUAUGAUACUGUAGUGACAACAGAAAGUGUUGGCAGUACAGUAUUUUGUGUCCCAUAUUCAGACGAGUCAUGGACCAGAAUUCAGUCUAUGCUUAGCGUUUUGUCCGCCGCCCAUGUAUCCGCUUUUUGUUCUUCAAAGUUUGGCAGUGAAGUUCGAGAGAACUUGCUUAUUUGUGACUCAGUAAAUGAUUCUCGAGUAAAUUGUGCUUUACUAUGUUGCCCCUUUCCAUCGUUCUGGGAGCCAUCUGUUUCAACAGAUGAUGUUUUAGAAUUUCUUGGCCGUCUGGUUUCCAGUAUCGACUUAGAGUUCCAAGGAGAUGGUGAGCUGUCAUCACAAUCUUGGGCGCAGCUGUUUUCAUCAUUCUUCGCAACGGAGCCUCUUGAAAUACUUACACAGUUUCUUCCGUAUAUUGAAACACAAGGGCUGACUGAAGAGCAGACCCAAUACGUUUGCUACCAAAUGUUUCUGUCGCUUUAUGACAAUUACUUUUCGGCUAAUAUUCUUCCUAAUCCAUUACACUUGUUGUUGGCUGACUUGCUGACAGAUAGUGAAAAGUCUGCCAAGUAUCUUGGUCGAAGUGCAUACAUCAACUCGUUGAAAUGGCGGUCACUCUCAUACGAUGUUUUGUAUGUGGAAUUCAUGCACGUAACACUUAAUAAUGACCAUACAGCAUCGUUUGACACUUCAUACCAACUAUCUGCUUUUUGGACUGAGUAUUUAGUUGCAGACAAGCAGGAUCUGCUUAGCUGGUUCCCCUUGAUUAGCCUGUUUGAUGAAGUGGAAAUAUCCGAGCAUGACUCCGUAACAAAAACAAUUACUUUCUAUACGGAUGUUUGGCAGAAAUUGCAGGAUAACGUUUGUGCCUAUCUCGAACAACUGUCAACCAAAUCAGUUGAGGAGUUAACCACUGCUUUAUCCGAUUACAGUAACAUGCAUGCCAUUUUGUGUUUGCUUCUUUCACCCUCACAACAGCUUUAUGUUGCCGCCUUCAAGGUGUUUCAAAAGCUUUGUGGCAGUCCUGCGAAUAGGGCGGAAACCAUGAAGUUGCUUAUUGAGAAACGGAUUAAUGUACUCGUUCAGUCACUCGCUGAGUCAGUUCUUCAAUGGCAAUCCCUUUUAACAUACCGUCCGGCACUCCGCACUCUGCGUUAUAUCAUGGGUUUCAUUCGUUCACUUAAUGGUCUGGAUCUUUCAAUCAUAAAAAAUACUGAUGCCCUAACGUUGGGAACCUUUUGGCAAACAAUUUGGAGUUUGCUUAAUUCUGUAUUCACAAACAUUGCUAGAUGGUCGUUAGUUCAACAACGUGACAGUGUUAAGGCUACAAUGAAGCUCACACUUAAUUUUGUUACUGGUUUGUUUGAGAACAAUGGUCUUUUCAUCACCCUCCUUCCCCGUUUUGACGCAUUGAUUCUUCUUGGUGAAUGCUCCGAAGCCUUAUUUUCACUGGUGAAAUGGCUUAAAAUUAAUGACCAUGACAUGCGAGAAGUGAUUGUCAACUCAAUCGGAAAGUUAUUCGUAAAGUUCUCGAACUUUGACUAUAUGUUUGAGGAACGCACAGUAACAUUUUUGCUUGAGUUCAUUGAAAAGAAGAAGCGGGCUCAUCUUUCUGCAGACCAGUGUAAUCGACUCGCAGGUGUUUUGAAGCAAACAAGCAGUCAGGCUAAUGAGUUCUUUGAGAGACAAAAGGCUCUGGAAGCUAAGCAAAGGAAAGAACAGACGAAGUUGAUGAACGCAAGCAAAGUUUCGCGCCCCGAUAAACCGUCUGUUGCUCCUCGACCUCUUAUCAAGCCGAAGGCUGCGCCGAAAACUACUACGUCUCAAGCUCGUGUCGGUAUGCUUGAGACAUUAAAACAGGACUUCCUUGUCCAGCGUAGAAACAUGCUGAAACAAGUUUCUGCCGGACAUGUAACGCGGAAGUAUCUGCCUAAUAUGCACACGCCUUCCAAUCUUCUUUCAGACAAUGAAUCUGAUGAUGAGGAAGAUGAAGAAUCCAGAAAAAGUGGACUUUUUUCCUUGGCUCGCGCUAAUAAAACACCUCAAAUUCGGGAAGCUAAGCGUAAGCCGAUCCAAUUCAUCAAUACUGCCGUCACGUCUAUGCACCCUUCUCAGGCUCGUAUGAUGGCAAAGAAGAAGGUCGAGAAUACAAAAGCUUUGUUAUUUCCUAAUAUCACUAAUUUCUUCAAAGAGAUACUUAAAUGGCCUCCUUCGUCGAAUCACCAUUCUCCAAAAUUAGAGUUUCAUAAGAGUUAUUCUCCUGUUAUCAACUCGUUUUCUUCGGUCAAGCAUUACCAAGAAGUUAUGCAACCUAUGAUUUUUUUGGAGUGCUGGAGUCAAAUUCAGUCUGAAAAAAUGAAUCUUUCUACUCGUUGCAUCAAAAGUACUUUGUUGAAACGUUCUGCUGUCAGUGAUUUUGUUGAUAUUAUGGUUGGUGCUUUGGAAAGUGAUCUCGUGGGAUACCCAUUAGCGGAUACUGAGAUGGUCGUUCUUGCUUUCAAUGAUGAAUAUUGCAACGAAUUAACAAAAGAUGAGUGCGUAUUCGCUCAGGUUACCCGUCUAAACAGACAUAAGUCUGGUCCCAUUAUUACUUUAAGAACAUGUCCGCCCGUGAAAUUUAUGAAUCGCUUACAGAAUAAUUGCACCAUCUAUUUUAAGCGAAUGAUGAACCUUUCCACGUACAUGCGUCAGUACGCUGCAACAUGUGGAUUGCCCUAUUAUAACCUUGUGGAAGACGUUAUUAAGGGACAUCCUUGUUCGCAACCAGUAAAGCAUUCAGCUGCGGAAAUCGAACGCGCGCAAAAGAGAUAUGGUGUGAAUGAACCUCAAGCCCAUGCAAUUUUAGCUUCCCUUGACAACGUUGGAUUCACACUUAUUCAGGGUCCUCCUGGUACCGGUAAAACAAAAACUAUUGUAGGUAUUGUGAGCGCUUUGUUGCUGGACUUGAACAAUUAUCAUAUUACACGGCCGGAUAGUAAACAGGACUCGGAAAAAACAAAGCAGAAAAUCUUGCUUUGUGCUCCUAGUAAUGCCGCUGUCGAUGAAGUUAUUUUGCGUUUAAAGCGAGGUUUUACCUUGCAAGACGGAAGCACCUAUAAACCUAAACUUGUGCGUAUUGGUAAUGCCGAGAGUGUGAACAUGUACGUACGCGACACUUCGAUCGAGUAUCAAACUGAGAAACAGCUUCUGGAAGUUUGUAAUGAUCUUCCCGAACUUACAGUUCUGAAGGAGCUGACUCACUGGCGUGAUGUUUACUAUGAUUCUUUACAAGCAAUUGAGAAUCUUCAAAAGCAGUUGGAUAUCGCCAAAAGUAUUAACGAAAACGUUGAUGCUGUUUCCACCGAGCUAAACAAAAUGUUUGAGCAAAAGAAUCUUGCAGAGCAGAAAAUUGAUGAGUUUCAAGACCAUAAAAUUGCCAGAAACCGGGAUCUUGACAUGACACGACGUAAGAUUCAACAAGCCUUGUUAAAGGAAUGCGAUGUUGUGUGCUCUACUUUGUCAGGUAGUGGUCACGAACUUGUUGCUCGUGCAAACCUCACCUUCAAUACUGUUAUUAUUGAUGAAGCUGCGCAAGCCGUGGAGCUGGAUACAAUCAUUCCAUUGAAGUAUGGUGCUGCACGCUGUGUGCUCGUUGGUGAUCCCAAUCAAUUACCUCCUACCAUCUUGAGUAAAAAGGCUGUCAAGCUCAACUACUCUCAAUCUAUGUUUGUUCGAAUUCAGAACAAUUUUCCUGAACAACUUGAGCUGCUUAGUAUUCAGUACCGUAUGCAUCCUGAAAUUAGUCAAUUCCCUAGUUGUCAGUUUUACAAUUCUAGGCUGCUUGAUGGCGACAAUGUUGCUACUAAAACCUUGCAACCCUGGCACAAAAAUCCCUUGUUUGGUCAGUACCGCGUUUUUGACGUUCGUGGUACUGAAAAGCAGUCGAAGACAUUCUCUCUUUAUAACCCAGAGGAAGCAAAAUCUGUCACUGAUUUGUUCGACCUGAUGACUUCUUCUUUUCCCACCGUCGACUUUGCUUCUAAAAUUGGUAUUGUCACACCUUAUCGCAGUCAGCUGAAAGAACUUCGUCGAGCAUUCUCUCGCAAAUAUGGUCGUGCCUUUGCGUCCAAAUUUGAUAUGAACACUAUUGAUGGUUUUCAAGGUCAGGAGAAAGAUAUCAUUAUUUUGUCCUGUGUCCGUAGCGAAACCGGUGGCUCCAUUGGUUUCUUGCGUGAUUUUCGUCGUCUGAAUGUUGCCCUUACGCGUGCAAGAAGUUCACUUUUUAUCGUCGGAAAUGUGGAAACGCUUUUUAGUGACGAUCUUUGGGGAAGCCUGUUGGCCAAUGCUAAGGAGCGUGGUUUAAUUCUAUACUCCCUUCUUUCUGAAAACAAACGAAAAGCGGUUGAGGCCACAGUUGACGCGGCUUUCGAAAAACGAAAGAGGAAAUUAGUAGAAGCUGAAACCGAGAAAAAAAAUGGUACUGUGCUGCAAGAAAGUAACUCUAAUGGAGAUUCUACCUCCACUGAUGUGAAUUCAGAAGCCCCUGCCUUGAAGAAGAUUAAGAUUGAGCAAGUGUAAAGCAUGCCUUUUUGAGUGUUAUUGCAUGGACACCUUUCUCCGGUGAUUGUGAGAAGCGAAUUAGCUACUAUCAUUAUAUGUUUGCACACCCAAAUUUGCAAUCUUACUAAACUAAGGCUGACGCUCUCAAUUCACUCCUACCUAUCAUUCAUCCGCCCGUCACCUAUUAAAUUCCUGUCCGUAGAAAAAAAAAUGCAUUCUUUUAAACAUA